AAUGGAUUAUCAACAAUUUGGACAAAUGCCGGAAAAGGUAUAUUCUACUGAAACUCAGCCAUGUAAGGAAAACGCCACUUUUGAUCCAGGACAUGAAAAUAAUCCAGAACAAUUCGACGAUUUUUUCGAUACGUUUCCCGUCGACAAGGUGAAUGCUGCUCUAAUCGGGCAUAAUGACGAAAAUUUGAAUGCUUCAGCCGUUCAAUAUCAAAUGUACACGGAAGACUAA
Messenger RNA from Dimorphilus gyrociliatus, 229 nucleotides. NCBI's taxonomy places the organism in Eukaryota, Metazoa, Annelida, Polychaeta, Dinophilidae. The record is from the annotation of a GenBank genome assembly.